AUGGGGUCUGCGGCUCCGAAGAACAUAUGGUGGACCUCCCACGUAUUCCCCUUCUGGAGGACCUGGGUCGUCAUCCUCGUCCCGCUUCUGGCUCUCCCUUUACUCUUCCUCUCCAAGGAGCGACUGAUGGAAGGAAGGUGUGCAUACGUCGUGGCCGUCAUGACGGUCUUCUGGAUGACUGAAGCCACCCCUUUGGCCAUCACGUCCAUCAUCCCAGUCUUCCUCUUCCCACUCUUUGGGGUUCUUGGUACCUCCGACGUCUGCUCGUCGUAUUUCAAGGAGACCAGCAUGAUGUUCAUGGGGAGUGUCAUGGUCGCCAUCGCCGUGGAACACUGCAACCUCCACAAGAGGAUCGCCCUCAGGGUCCUUCUCUGGCUAGGAACCUCCCAUAAAUGGUUAUUGCUGGGUUUCAUGCUCACCACCACGUUCCUGUCCAUGUGGAUUUCCGACACGGCAACCACGGCCAUGAUGGUAGCCAUCGCGGAGGCCGUCCUCUUCGAACUGUAUCGGAAAGAGGCUACUUCAGAGACGAUGAAAGGCCUUUCGCAAGGCGGGAGCCGACAACCUGCCGACAACCGAGAGGCCGACAACUUCCAAGAACCACGAAGGCUGGAGAUGCCGCGGAUGUCCAUCGUUUCCGCCCAGUCCGUCAUGAUAGAAGAGUGAGUGC
This is a messenger RNA of Darwinula stevensoni, 670 nucleotides long. NCBI's taxonomy places the organism in Eukaryota, Metazoa, Arthropoda, Ostracoda, Podocopida, Darwinulidae. The record is from the annotation of a GenBank genome assembly.